CCUGACCGCAGGGACGCCCGACCGUCACCGCCAUGGACCCGAGCGUUGGGGGUCUGGAGCUGCCGGGGGUCCUGGUCCUGGUGGGGGCCCUGGUCUGCUCCCUGGCCACCACCCUGAUGUCGUCGUGGCUCACGCUGUCCAGCGAGCUUCUCCCCACCGAGAUCUUCACGGUGGGGCUGUGGGAGACCUGCGUGGUGCAGGAACUGGGCAUGCAGGGCUGCCGGCCCUACGACGGCCUGCUGGGCCUGCCGCCCGACAUCCAGCUGGCCCGGAUCCUCAUGUGCACGGCCCUGGUGGGGGCGCUGCUGGGCCUGGUGCUGGCCAUCCCGGGCCUGAACCUGGUCAACUGCCACCGCCGCCCCCGGCCGGAGGACCAGAGCUUCAAGAGGGCCCUGAGGGCGGCGGGGGCCCUGCUGAGCCUGGCGGCCGGGGUCCUGGUCCUGGUGCCUGUGUCCUACAUCGCCCACCUGACGGUGCUGCGGUUCUUUGACGAGACGGUUCCGGAGAUGGUUCCCCGGUGGGAGUUUGGUGACGCCUUGUUCUGCGGCUGGACGGCGGCGGUGCUGCACCUGGUGGCGGGAGCGUUGCUGCUGGUUUCCUGUCGGCGUCUGCAGCAGAACUGCAACCCAACGGUCCAAUUCCCGCUGGCCCAAGGGCACCAGGGACGCCGUACUGCCAGGAGCAGAGCCGAGUACAUCUGAGACCAGGUCCUGCUCCAAGACCCAGUCCUGCUCCAAGAUCCGGUCCUGCUCUAAGACCACUUCCUGUCAAGUACCACCAGAGCAGGAGGUUCAGACCAGAGGUGUAUCAUCCAGGUGCCAUAAAGUUAAAAUCCUGUCCAGCAUUUGUUCCAACUAAAUACUAAACCAGCUCCUCUGCAGGUAAAUGGUAGGUCCUUAGUGAAAACACCUGUUCUAAAUGUACAGGCUGAUCCAGAAACACAGCAGGGUUUUUACUUUAUGGCAUCUGGAUUAAACACCUCUGCAAAAAACAACCAAUUCCCAUGUUGCAAACAGCAGAAAUUGCUGUAGCAUUGUCUACCCAUGCUUCUUCAGAGGGUUGGAACAACUGCUGGACAGGAUUUUUACUUAAUGGCACCUGGAUUAUACACCUCUGGUUUAGGGCAGAAACCAGGAGGUUCAGACCACGAACCAGGAGACCCAGAUCUCUGAACAAAUGAAGAUACCUGGAAGAAGAAGAUGUCUUUUCCACUUUUUAGCUGGGAGGGAAUCUGUCAAAAAUCCUAAAGAUUGUGCACUUGGUGACAAGUUUUUGAUAUUUGUCAUGGUGUUAGGUAUGGAGUGGACAUAAGGUUUUCAAACAAAUUGGUUUGACCCCUAGUGGCCGGUUUGCAGAAAAUUCAAAAUGGCUCCUGCCGAAAAGACCAAAGGUCAUAUCUCAGCUUGUCUUAGUCCUAGAAUGUGGUAUAUUGUCACUUUCUCUACUUUUUUGGUGCUAGGAGUUCAAUUCUGAGAUACAUUUCCUAUUUCAAGGUCAUGUUGAAGGUCAAAUUUAAUAUUCAAGGUCAUUUGCACAAAAAUCUCCAUAUCUCUAGAAAUAAGUCACAUAUAAAGAUUAUAUAGGGCUCUAGACCCCUAUUUUCACCCCCGAGGAAUGCAAUUUUCUGUUUAUUGGACAGGUCACUAUCACUGUGGGUGAGAACAGUGGCCUUCAUUCAGGUUUAAGAUGAACAUAACCUCAGAACUAAGUCACAGUAUAAGAAUAGGAUUUUAUUGAAAUAACACACAUUUUGAAUUUUCUGCAAACCGGCCACUAGGGGGGCCGUCCCGAUUUAUUUGCGGUGGUUUUUGAAAACCUUAUGUCAAUAACUAACACCAUGCCAAAUAUCAAAAACUUGUCACAAGUGCACGAUUUUCAUGAAUUCCCUCCCAGCUAUUUGGCUUUUUGUGAACUUUGGUAGAACGUGGUCUGAGAGCUGCAGCGGACUUGACACCAGACAAUAUGGUUUCAAGUCCACUGCAGGUCUGCAAGGGGUUUUGGACCUUGUCAGAGUCCCUGAACCCCUGAAGAAGCUUUAAACCCAGUCAGCUGUGGUUCAGAUGCACGUUCGGACCUUUCCUCCGAGUCCCAUCUCCUCAUCGAGGAACUGUGUUGUUGUCUUGCUGUGUGAUUCAAUCUCGUUGAAGCCAAAGACUAAACCUGCUGCUCCUGCUUCUCUCUCUCAUUAAAAUGGGAUUUAAAGUCGUUUUUACUGUUUUCCUAAAACUCUGUUCCUCCAGCUGAAAGGUAGGACUGAUACCAUGUAUUGAUCAGAACAUUAAAUACUCAUUUAUGUGUCUAUUCAGAAGAAGAGAUGUGAAUGCUUGCGAUUGUUGUGAAGAGGUUUUUUUUUUUUCUCCAGAUCAUCAUGUGUUGAAUCAAAGUUAUUGAUUACAGAUUGUAAAGCCUGGCUGCCAAACACCAAAAUAAAAAGUGAAAUGUUCAGA
Cololabis saira (Pacific saury) is the source of this 2447-nucleotide messenger RNA. Its product is annotated as putative claudin-24. Gene Ontology annotation, biological process: cell adhesion; bicellular tight junction assembly. Gene Ontology annotation, cellular component: plasma membrane; bicellular tight junction. Lineage: Eukaryota; Metazoa; Chordata; Actinopteri; Beloniformes; Belonidae. The record is from RefSeq and is a predicted model, not a curated record. Gene Ontology annotation, molecular function: structural molecule activity. The transcript has a single exon. Bases 33 to 701 code for a protein of 222 amino acids.